Rhizopus microsporus ATCC 52813 is the source of this 615-nucleotide messenger RNA. RefSeq lists its product as uncharacterized. The transcript is spliced from 3 exons. The coding region runs from base 1 to 615 and encodes 204 amino acids. NCBI's taxonomy places the organism in Eukaryota, Fungi, Mucoromycota, Mucoromycetes, Mucorales, Rhizopodaceae. The record is from RefSeq and is a predicted model, not a curated record.
AUGUCUGAAGUAGUCAGCACUCUCGCUAAUCCCAUCAGUCUGGUUGAUAUUAAUCAAUUUGAGCCAUCCUUACUGAUGGAAUGUCUAAAAGAAAUUGAAGUAGCCUGUGUUGUCCAUUGGGUUAUUUCCAAGAGAUAUGUGCUUACUGAUGCACCCAUGAAGAGAUAUCAAAAGGUUUAUGCCGAAAUACGUGUUUGUCACAGAAGUGUAGAUGAUUGUAAAAGCAUUGAGUGCUCCUAUUAUUAUUACAGAAGACACCAGCAACCCUGUAAGCGUAUAUACUUGCUUGACAUCCAUGUAAACGAAUUCAGCAUAUUAAGAAACUCAACCGGCAUCAAGGUACUCACAUGCCAAACGCAAGACGCUCCUUCUCUUCCCUCCUCUUCACAAAUGAACAGUGGACAGUCUGAUAUGACGUCUAGUGAAAGAACAUUAAGACGUACAGCAGAUACUGCUUGCACUAUUCGUCAUUCUAACGAGGAUCCUAUCUCUAUUAAGAGCUAUAUUGAAAAUAUAGAAGCCAAUGGCUUACUAUUAGCAUAUGAAAAGGCAUUCAGUAAACUUCAAAGCCUAAAAGACAAAUACAGCUUUCAUUUCAGAACAUUAAACACCUAA